AUGGGAGAGGUCUUUCUCGACAAGACGAUUAGGCUACUCUCAUCAGACAAACAGAAGGCCCGCUCGGAUGGUUUGGCAGACUUGAAACACAUCUUCCAACAGAACAAGAAGAGCUCCAAACUACAAACACUUAAUGAUAAAGCUUGCCACAAGAUCUUUGAAUCACUAUUCCGUUUCGUCGCAGCAGAAAGGUCAAUAUAUAAUCGAGCCCAAAAGUCUACAAACACAUCUUCUGCAUCGAGGCUUUCGACAUGUGCUUCCGUACUCCGAAUGGGUGUUGACCUCUUCCUGAGAAAUUUGAGAACUAAAACAGUCCGCGCGAUUGUUGAUCACAUUACUGAGACCAUACCAGUCCCCGGGGAAGGUCUGUGGGAACCCCUGAGCCUGGACUAUACCAAGUGUUUGGCCUCGCUUCUACGCUACCGUCCUCAUACGGAGCAUCUUGACGAUGGAGACUGGGAAAAUCUCAUAAACUUUUGUCUUGCCAGUAUUAGCUCCCGGGAGAAUGAAGACGGUCAACUGAGUAUUCGAAGCGGCUAUCGAUCCGUCCCUGAAGAUCAAGAUGCCAGCGACAGCCGCUCUACCCCCUCGAGGAUGACCACUGCACCUACCUCAAUCAGCAGGGAAAGGCACAUUGGCAAUAGGAAUGUCAUUGAAGAAGUUGUAAUCUGUAUUCAACUCUUGACAACUAGUCCGAAUCCCCCUCUUCAAACUACGGCCCAAAAGAUUCUUCACGGACUUUCGGAGUUCGCCGAGUCAUCUGUGGCUGGGAAUGCACACCAGCUCGCGUUUAAUAGCAUCAAUACAGUCGUUACAAAAGUCAUGUUUGAUCAAUCCGAGCUUGUCCGUUCAGUUCUCUUGGGCCUGGUUCCAGUAAUUCGAAGCCUAUGGGCCACUAAGUUACAGAAUCUCAAGGAUGAGUUACUUGCCACUUUGAUGUUCUCAAUGGUCGUCUUUGUGGACAGUGCUAGAAAAGACCCAUCUGAAUCUCUUGCACAUGGCAUUGAACGAUUGGCCAGUACGCUUCAUUCGGAAUAUGUGAGACGGUCGGAAAAGGAGAUCCUACAAAUCGACGAAACGGUACUCUAUCAAAAUGAAGCAUGCAAAAGCAGACCAGUAUAUGGACCUCGCCUCGGCGUUUCCAGGUCGGAGCAUAACUGGACAGUCCUCUGGUUGAUUGCAGAACUGCUCAAGCUCUCGGAGGCUAUUCAUACCCGAAUCAAGUCCGAUUCAGCACGCGAAGGCUCAAGUAAAAGGCAGCGCUUCAGUUCUGAAAUUGAGGACAUAUUUCGAGAUUCGGUCUCAGCCACAGGCACCAGGAAAAUAUGCGCAUUGCAACUCAUCCCAUUCCUCGAAUCGGAGAUCGACACUGAGACCUACAUCAAGCAGCUCAUUCCGAACAUAUCUGACGGCAAUGACGCUGUCUCAUCCUGGGCAAUGGUCGCUCUGACGAGUAUUGCGAACGGAGCGUCUGCCCAAUUUCCUGGUAUUAGGGCCCACUGGCCACGAGUGGUCGAAUUCACCACGCGUGCAUUCUCAUCCCCGGUAACAUCGAGAGCUGCGUGUAACCUAUUGAGUAUGGUUUUGCAGUCGGACUUGCUAGAUUACAGAGUGACCAUGGAUACGAUGCGGUCACUCUUGACUUCUGCCAAUGGACUAUCUGCUAUUUCAGACUCGUCUUUAAGGCUAUGGGCCUCAAUUGCACGAAUGAAGACACAGCUUGAUCCUGGUUCAGCCCAGCAGGCCUCGAUGCAGAUAUGUGGCUGGCUUAGAGAAGUUUGGGCUGGUUCAGUGACAGAUCGAAUCCAGGCAGCUCGAGUAGCUGCGUAUGCCCGUCCGUUGGAUUUACUCGAGCUUUUUUUAUCAUGCACUAAUCGAUGCUUCUCUAUACCUCGUCAUCAAGUCACGGGACCGACGGGGAAUAUAGCUCGCACUUGGUUUUUUCUUCAUGAAAACCGUGAAUUAUUAAAGUAUGCCUUUGAUACGAGUCUGGCUCCAGCGAACCCCUGGGGUUUGCAGGAAACAUGGUCCUUUGAGCAGAACUCUAGACAAGAUCCUGAUGAUACAGUGAUAUUGGAUCUCCUUCGAGUGAGAUCCGAGGUAUUUUUGCAAGCAUGGCACGCCAUGAACGAAGAAAGAUCACAUAUCACCCCAGAUAAUUUGCAAAUUCUGGCGUCGUUUUGUGUUGUCGUCUCCCUCUUCAUGGCAUGUCUUCCUAAAUCAUUGCAACCUCAACCUCGAUCAAAAGAUCUGCAUCAGAACUGUCAAAGUUUGUGGAACGGUAUAUGCAAUUUUCUGGCAGCUCAUGCUCAAGAAUCUGCUUUCAUGGAAUCUUGCCUGGACGUGCUAUCGCCGCUCCUCGGUCCUUUAACAAGCUCUCACACCCCCUCUGCCAUUCACAUCAAUCUCAGAGAGCUCAUUACUCCACUCACCAAAAUUCUUGAGCAUUUCCGUGAGAGCUCCAAGAAUCCAUUUGCAGCCGAAGAUCCUAUGGAUCUAGAUCUAGAUGGCAGAUUCGUGGCCGAAUCCCCACUAGCCACUGAUCAGACUAUUCUGACCUUGAGCCGAAACUCUUUGCCUAUCUUUUUUGAUCCUGUCACAUAUCAGCGCUGUGUAACCAUCCAACUGUCGAUAUUUCUCAAAGUGCAAGCUGAUGCUGACUCGUCAUCUAUCGCUGAAUACCUGAAUGGAUUAGAGGAAGCCGAUAUCCUGGCCGCCCAAGCUGUCUUACCUGAAAUUUUCCAGCUCUGCUCCAAAUCGAAGCCCUCGGAACUGCUCUCCAUUCUCGAAAAUGUAGGUGAAAAGUGCCUACAGUCUUAUGAAAUGGAGCGGUGCGAGACUUCGCAUUGCAUUUGCAUCUGCAUGAUGUCUAGCUUUGUCGACUUCUGGACAAACGGGCCUGACGAUAUCUUGAAAGAAUCGGCCAUGGACUUGUACAAUUGGUUUAUGGAAGUUCUAUUGGCUCGGAAAAUAGCUUCCCCAAGGGUCUACAUUGCCUUAGCCAAGCUCAUUCAGGGGGUGAUUGGCACAUGCCCCUCAUAUGGCAACGAGCAGUCUCUUCCGUCCCCACGAACAACUUUAUUCACAAUCCUUCGAGAGGGUGAUGUUCGGGUCAAAUUCAGCGUUGCGAAAUUCAUCCCUGUCUUAUUUGAGCGGUUCCUUCUCAAGGACCACGAUGCCAUCUUCGAUGAUGUAUUGGAAAGUUUGCCGCGAGACCCGGAAUGGAUCGAGGGAAUUGCAGUCCGCCUUUUUGUGCUUUCACAAUUGGCUUCCAGAUGGCAUACUUUGCUACGAAGAAGUAUCUACCAUUUAUUCGAAACCCCAGCUCAGGUCCCCCUAUCACUGUGGUAUGCUGAGAGAUGUAUGGUGUCUGUUUCUCAGACCCUUGGUCUGCAAGAUGCUCAAGAACUUUUCCGGUUAUUCUCGUCUCAAAUACUGUAUACGUGGACUGAGACACAGAGUAUCAUGUCUAUGCCAUUCAGUAUAUUUGGGUACAGUAGUCUUGAAAAGAUGCUGGUAGACGUCAAAGAUGAAAUUGUUGGACAAAUGAUGAUGCGUGCCAAGGAACAGGAGACAAUCGAGCUUGCGAAACACCUUGAAAUUCCACAUCUCGAGCUAUUGGCGACGUCUUUUCACAAGGCCGAGGCAUACAGCAUCGCACGAGAUAUAAGUACUCCUCCGGGUCAAGGUAGUCAGCCCAAAGGUGUUGAAAUCCGUCUGCGGAAAUUACUCGGGGCAGACCAAUUCAUGACGCAAAUCGAGAGCCAGUUCCCCCUAAUUAUUGCUGCGUUCUUCAACUCCUUGGACUACUAUGACCAGAUUGAACGAGCAUUCUCAAAGCGUAAAAACUUCGGGUAUGCGCUCGAAAUUCUGACGCAAAUAAUCAACAAAAGCACGUCCCAGAACGCACUUCCUGCAAAUCAACAGCCUUCCUUUCGAGCACGCUAUCUCCUAGAUGAGAUUGAGUUCCUUUGCAGACACACUGGGUUUGAAUUUGAAUCAAUAUGGACGCCAUCAUUGGUAUCUUUUAUCUGCCGUUCGCUGCUUGAAUCCAUACAUCCCGCCCUUGGCUCGCUUCACGCUUGUUCUGUGAUUCGCAAAAUAAGAAUCCUAGCCUGUGUGGCUGGUCCCAUCAUGGUUCAAGACUAUCCUCUAGAAAUGACACUCAGCUCUUUACGGCCUUUCCUUAACGACAUUCAUUGCUCUGAGGAUGCACUUGGGGUCUUCUGGUAUCUACUUGAGGCAGGGAAAGCGCAUCUUGAGGUGACACCAGGAUUCACUGCCGGUAUUGCUGUCUCAACACUAGUCACUCUUCGCAGAAUAUUUUCGUCGCUACCUGAGAACACCACCCAGGAAAGCCAAUUCAGAAAGGUGCAGUUAAACGCAAAACAAUUCUACCAGUGGCUGGUUGAGCUCCUUGGAGAGCUCCGUCACUCCGAUUGGGAUACAGAGACGAAACAAUCAUUUGAUCGGCUUGUCUCGCUUGCUGAAAAAUUCUCAAGUUCCGAGGACUCUUCGUGCGGACAGAUUGGGAAGGACCUAGUUUUUGAAGUUCUCAAGGAUCGCGACUCUGUGACUUCGCUUUUGAGUAAGCCGGUGGCGGAUCUUGUUUUGUCGCUCUUAUGUCCCGAGUUCGAGCAGACAUCCGAAACUGGGAACUGGGUCUCGAAUGAAGAUGUGGAGCCCGCUUCCCAUGUUGUAUCUUUAUGGCACACUCUUCAAAACUCCAAUGGAGGGCCUCGAUAUCGACUUUGGGCCGCUCGGGUCAUCGGAAGAUCCUUCGCUGCCACUGGGAAAAUCAAUCAAUUGCUCCUGCGAGAACAGGAUCUUUCACUAUUCCAAUCCCCCGAGAAUUCUUUGUCGUCUGACAUCUUCUGCCAUUCUAAGGCCAGAAUCCUUCGGGUGCUUUGUGAUAUGCUGCAUGCGCAAAAGCAUUUCGAAGCUGGCCUUGUUGAGCGUACUUUGCAGCUAAUCGUCAGCAACAUCACCAAUUAUCCAGACUUCCAAGGCUGUAGCGAGAUAAUUCCCGAAUCUCUGGCGAAAGCCCUUAUAUGGAACCCAUACACAUGUCCCGCUGUUCUACUCUCGAAUUUGGAGAAAGAUAGAUGCGAGAAUGCAACAAUCAGCGCCUCUGGGUUGUCGGUUGCUGACUGGGCUCGCAAUGUUUCCCUGUUCUUGACAAAUGCUGCUCUGGGAGACCCAGUCGUUGGCUCUCUUCGCAAAGUUCUCAACGUGACCCCUGGCUUAGCAGUGCAGCUGUUGCCAUAUGUGGUUCAUGAUGUUUUGCUGUCAGAAAGGGAAGAUAAAGGCGAAAGGGGAGAGGUCCGAGAAGAUAUAUCUGCUGCUUUCCGACAAGUGCUGUGUGAGGCUGGGGGGAAAACACUACCUCAUGCUCAGCUUGUGAUCAACUGCAUUCUUUACCUUCGUAACCAACCUGUGCCAGAUGAGUCGACUAUAGUCCAGCGCGAUAAAUGGCUUGACGUUGACUUUGGAGAGGCAUCUUUGGCUGCCCAUCGCUGCGGCUUGCAUAAAACUUCGCUGCUCUUCCUGGAAGUGCAAACCUCCCAAGUGGUUAAGACAUCUCGUCGAUCAUCUGUCAUUAGAUACGAGCCACCGCCUGCCUUGCUGCAUGAUGUUUUCAAAAACAUUGAUGAUCCAGACUUGUUCUAUGGCAUUCAGCAGAGCUCGUCUUUGAGCAGCGUCAUGGAACGGCUGGAGUACGAAAGCUCCGGGCUCAAAAAUCUCUUAUUCCAAAGUGCAAGAUACGACAGUGAGAUUCAAAUGUCUAACAAUACGGAGUCAUACGGAAUCCUGAAGGCCUUGAAUGCAACUAACCUUCAGGGCAUUGCCAAUACGAUGCUUUCUGCUUCUAGCAGUGCCAACGAUGCCCCUGCCGCGUUUGAAAGUACGUUGCAAGCUGCAACUAGUCUUCAAAAAUGGGAUAUUCCAGUAUCUCCUUUGGAUUCGUCCCCAUCUGCCGCUAUAUUCCGUACAUUCCAGAGUCUCAAUACCUCUAGUUCUCUACUUGAAAUCACUGGCUCAAUUGAGAGCGGUCUUUUGACAACACUGGGUUCUCUUCUCAAAACCAGUGGAUCCGCUAUUCAGCUGCGGAGCUCAAUGCGCGCGUUGGGAAUGAUGACUGAGAUCAGUGAUACUUUGCAUUCUGCGUCUCCUGAAGAUAUGGAGGAAGGAUGGCACAAUAUCAUGGCGAGAAGCAGCUGGUUAAAAACCGAGAGCUAUCAUGAAGUUGGAGAAAUUCUGUCUUGGCAUGAGGCAUUGUUUUCAUCAGUCAGGAAAAGCGACAUCCUCAAAUCACGGGCAAAGCUGAGUCUCGGGGAUUCGCGACUCCUAGAAGCAAAAGUCAUUCGACGGUCUUUGGAAAUCACAAGAACUCAUGGUAUCUCCCAGGCGUCGCUCAAAUCUGCAAUGAGCCUUUCGAGGCUUGCCGAACCGUGCGCAGCAUUGGGAAUGAACAUUGACGGAGCUGCAAAAUUCGAUCUUGCCAAUGUCCUGUGGGAUCAAGGGGAAAUGACCGCGUCUAUUCGCAUGCUACAGCAACUGAAGGGCCAGAAUGACCUUCAUAAGCAGGCAAUCCCCCUCAGUCGGGCUGAGCUUCUUGUGACUUUGGGUCACCACGUUGCUGAAGCGCGCUUAGAAAAGCCGGACUCGAUUCUUCAAGAGUACCUAUAUCCUGCCGUCAAGGAGUUGAAAGGAAGUUCCGACGGAGAAGAGGCCGGACGGGUCUAUCAUGGGUUUGCAACAUUUUGUGAUCAGCAGCUACUGAACCCCGAUGGACUCGAAGAUUUCAAGCGAGUGGAACAACUACGUAAUCGCAAGGAGAAAGAAGUCCUUGGCCUGGAAGACAUGAUGAAGAACGCCACAGGCAAAGAAAGAGAAUACCUGAAGAACUAUAGGGCCAAAGCAAAGCAAUGGUUUGACCUUGACGACCGCGAGUACCAACGUUUGCUACGGAGUCGGGAGGCUUUCCUACAGCAGUGCCUUGAAAAUUACCUUCUUAGCUUGAGAGAAAGUGAUGCGUACAACAGUGAUGCUCUACGUUUCUGUGCACUCUGGCUUGACAAAUCAGACAGUGAAACGGCAAAUUCAGCUGUUUCUCGGUAUCUUAACGAGGUACCCAGCCGGAAAUUUGCACCAUUAAUGAACCAGCUAUCAUCUCGUCUCCUCGAUGUGGCCGAUGACUUCCAGGCAUUGCUCACUCAAUUAGUAUUCAGGAUUUGUGUUGAGCAUCCAUUCCAUGGCAUGUACCAGAUUUUCGCUAGCAGCAAAUCCAAGGGAGGAAAAGAUCAGUCGUCUCACUCGCGUUUCCGUGCGGCAAAUCAGCUGGUGGAUCGUCUGAAGAACGACAGUCGGAUAGGUCAGACUUGGAUUGCUGUGCACAACGUGAACAUCAGCUAUGUGAGAUUUGCGAUCGACAAACCGGACAGCAAAUACAGAAGUGGUGCUAAAGUCCCACUAAAGACCUUGACUACUGGGCAGCGCCUUGGACAAGAUGUCAUCACAUACAAACUACCACCUCCGACAAUGAAAAUCGACCUCCGCGCAGAUUGCAACUAUAGUAACGUUCCCACCGUCGCGAAAUUCCACCCUGAGUUCACGAUUGCUUCCGGCGUUAGCGCGCCGAAAAUUGUGACCGCCGUUACAUCCAACGGCGUGCGCUACAAGCAAUUGUACAAGGGAGGAAAUGAUGAUUUGCGCCAAGAUGCCAUCAUGGAACAAGUAUUUGAGCAAGUCAGCAGUCUUUUGAAAGAUCACCAACCCACACGCCAGCGGAGCCUAGGCAUUCGAACAUAUAAGGUUCUUCCAUUGACACCAAGCGCCGGAAUCAUCGAGUUCGUUCCGAACACGAUUCCUCUGCAUGACUACCUGAUGCCCGCACAUCAAAAUUACUUCCCUAAGGACAUGAAGCCCAACUCUUGCCGGAAACACAUCGCCGAUGUGCAGACCAAAUCCUUUGAGCAACGCGUCAGAACCUACCGACAGGUGACCGAGCAUUUCCAUCCAGUUUUGAGAUAUUUCUUCAUGGAAAAAUUCAAUAACCCAGACGACUGGUUUAGCAAGCGGCUAGCGUACACACGAAGUACCGCUGCCAUCUCAAUCCUGGGCCACGUGCUUGGGCUUGGUGAUCGGCACGGACAUAACAUCCUGCUAGAUGAGAAAACCGGGGAGGUGGUACAUAUUGAUCUCGGUGUAGCGUUUGAGCAAGGACGGGUCUUGCCUGUUCCUGAGGUAGUUCCGUUCCGCUUAACGCGCGAUCUAGUUGAUGGAUUCGGUAUCACCAAAACCGAAGGCGUUUUCCGGCGUUGCUGCGAAUUCACCCUGGAAGCCCUUCGCCAAGAAUCAUACAGUAUCAUGACGAUCCUUGACGUACUACGGUACGAUCCGCUGUAUAGUUGGACUGUCUCUCCGCUUCGCAUCAAGAAGAUGCAGAUGCAAGAUAACCAAACUGGUGAUGGACCUCCGGCUCUCCCUGGCGCAGCUGACGAUCUCACUUCGAAGAAUGAGAAUGAGAAUGAACCCAGUGAAGCUGAUCGUGCUUUGACUGUGGUGGCGAAAAAACUAAGCAAAACACUCAGCGUGACUGCUACGGUGAAUGAAUUGGUUCAACAGGCGUGCGAUGAGAAGAACCUUGCUAUGUUGUAUUGCGGCUGGGCUUCUUAUGCGUAA
Messenger RNA from Penicillium coprophilum, 8685 nucleotides. RefSeq names its product DNA-binding protein kinase TEL1 (gene atmA). Gene Ontology annotation, biological process: DNA repair. Bases 1 to 8685 code for a protein of 2894 amino acids. Lineage: Eukaryota; Fungi; Ascomycota; Eurotiomycetes; Eurotiales; Aspergillaceae. The transcript has 9 exons. Gene Ontology annotation, molecular function: protein binding; protein serine/threonine kinase activity. The record is from RefSeq and is a predicted model, not a curated record.